Messenger RNA from Argiope bruennichi, 1269 nucleotides. RefSeq names its product maspardin-like. The record is from RefSeq and is a predicted model, not a curated record. The transcript is spliced from 9 exons. Bases 110 to 1036 code for a protein of 308 amino acids. NCBI's taxonomy places the organism in Eukaryota, Metazoa, Arthropoda, Arachnida, Araneae, Araneidae.
AGAAUAAAAUGUGUGGCAGCAGGUUUGUUUAGUAAACAAAAACUAAUAUUUGCGUGAAUUUUCGUUUCAUUUCAGGUUGAAAAAGUUAUUGACUAAUUGAUAUGAAAGGAUGCAGAUUUUAGAUACUCCUCCGUCAGCAAUAUCAUCUUCUGCAGAAUAUAUAAGCUUCAGAAGUAGAGUUCCACAAAAGAAAAUAAUUGUUGACCAAGAUCCAACAAAAGUUUGGACAUUGUAUGAUGCAGGGCCUCGGAACAUAACUUGCCCUAUAGUGUGUCUUCCACCUGUGAGUGGCACUGCUGAUGUUUUCUUCAAUCAGAUCAUGGCUUUAUCUGCAAAAGGAUACAGAGUUAUUGCAGUGCAGUAUCCUGUUUAUUGGACUAUGAAAGAAUGGGUUACAGGAUUUAGUAAAUUGCUGGAUUUCCUGUCCAUCGAUAAAGUUCAUUUAUUUGGUGCUUCUCUGGGGGGAUUCUUAGCUCAAAAGUUUGCAGAGGCUACUAAUCACACUUGUACAGUAUUGUCUAUCAUACUUUGCAACAGUUUCACAGAUACUUCAAUUUUCAACUUCUCAAACACUGCUGUAUUAUUUUGGAUGUUUCCCUCAGUUGUUCUGAAAAGAAUGAUUAUGGGUAAUUUCAACAAAGGCUAUCUGGAACCAUCAAUUGCCGAUUCUAUAGAUUUUAUGGUUGAAAGGUUGGACAAUUUAUCUCAACGAGAACUUGCAUCUCGGCUUACUCUAACAUGUAUGAAUUGUUAUGUGGAACCACAAAAACUGACAGGAAUUCCUAUAACCAUUAUGGAUGUGUUUGAUGACAGUGCAUUGAGUAGUGCUGCUCGUGAAGAACUCUAUAAAUUUUAUCCAGAUGCCAAGAGAGCUCAUCUUAAGAAAGGUGGUAACUUCCCAUAUUUGAGCUGCAGUGAAGAAGUCAACUUACAUAUUCAGAUUCAUUUGCGAUCUUUUGAAGGAACAAAAUAUUCUGCUUGUGAUGGGCCUUCUUAUUCAAGUUCUUCAGAUAACACAAUUGAGAAAUAUUCAUAAAUUUAUUUUAUGCCAUGCCUCUUACUUUUUUAUUUUUUACAUAUUUUUAAAGAAAUAAAUAAUUACAUUUAGAAUUUAUUCAUGUUAUAAUGAAUGGGAUUGGAUUAAUUUUAACUGUGAUAAGUGUUGAAACUGAAUCGGAAAAUAUAUUUUUUUUUGUACAGUAUUUGGAUUAAUUGCUUUUUACAUGAAUGCACAAACUGUUCUAUAAAUAAAAAUUUCUGCUUUGAUAA